Messenger RNA from Ustilago hordei, 4107 nucleotides. RefSeq lists its product as uncharacterized. The coding region runs from base 1 to 4107 and encodes 1368 amino acids. The record is from RefSeq and is a predicted model, not a curated record. NCBI's taxonomy places the organism in Eukaryota, Fungi, Basidiomycota, Ustilaginomycetes, Ustilaginales, Ustilaginaceae. The transcript is spliced from 2 exons.
AUGAGACUCGCCAGCCCCGCAACUCACCGUGCAAUUCUCGGCAGAGACUGUGGUAUCAUAUUUCGCAACACCAAAUGGCAAGUGGAAGACAGCAAGAUCGGCGACUAUUUCGCCUACGCCAAGAUUCGCAUCCCAGUGGACGAACCAGCGAUUGGGACCAACAUUCGACUUUUGCACAUUUGGAGCAUUCAUGCUCCGCCAAUCCACGAUGCUAGGUUGGAGUUCUGGAGUCGAGAUGUACCCAACAUCUCCAUUCUCGAUGCAGCGGCUCCUGGUGAGCACUCAGCGGCGAUUAUCGGUGCAGAUUGGAAUGCUGUACCCAGCCCCAUGAUCGAUGAUUUCCCCCCCACUCGUUCCUACAGCAGACUCAUGCCUCUGGGACAACUCGCUCAAGCCGGCCUUGUCGAUUCGUUCCGGACUCUACACCCAAACGGCGUGGCCUACACUCGCCAUCAAGUCACCCACGGUCAACUCGUUUCUGCACGCCGCAUUGAUAGCAUUUGGACCUCGCACAGCCUGGUCCCAUAUUCGCAGUCCGUUCAGACGAGUCCAUCUACUUCAGACCACAGUGUUGUUACGCUCAGUCGUCAAAGCAGCAAGCAAAGGACCGAACUCGGUCCUGGUAUUUGGAGACUCCAUCGGGAAGCCCACCUACAGCCCAGUUUCGAACUUCGUCUGUCCCAAUAUGUGCAGCAACUCCCGCAAGCUACGAGUCAGCCACCGAUCCAGGCAUGGUACAGCUUUGUCGAACGCAUCCGAGCAACAACGGCAAACAUCGCAAACUCCCAACGCCAGCAAUCCCAAAAGCGCGCACGCAAACGCAACGAGAUCUCCAGCAAGCUGUCCCAGAUCGAUAUUCGUCAUGGUGAUGAGAACCGACGUCGCUUCUUAGAGCUCUUGACGAUGCUGCGAUUGAUAGAUCGCACCGAGGCAGCGGACACGGUCAAGAAACGAAGAGCUUUGCACGAACUCAACAUGUUUGUGCCCACAGCAUGGAUCAUCCCAAAGUUGGAGAGUAGAGCCUUUGCGAGCCUUCCGGCUCUCAAGGAUUGCGAAGGAACUCAUGAAAGUCUCGCGGCAAAGCUCGACGCCAUCCGUCGGUUUUACACGACAUUGUUCACUCCGACAUCGGCUAAUCAGACAAGCGAAGAAGCUUCCUCAGUCCUUUUGUCCUCCGUCCGUCGAAAGAUCUCUUCUGCGACAAGGCACAAGUGCGACUCUCCCUUCACGGUGGCAGAGCUACAAGCCGUCCUAAAACGCUCUGUCGACGAUUCUGCUCCUGGUAUGGAUGGCGUAACAUACCCACUUCUUCGAACUCUGGGCGAACCUGCUCUGGAAAGGCUCUGUGCUAUGGGUAACGCCCUCCUUCGCGGACAUUCUCUACCAGACGGCGAGCCAAACCUGCGUGGGGUAAUGCUUCCAAAGAAAGGCGAUCUCAGUCAACUCAAAAACUACCGACCUCUCUCCAUUGCCGCUGUUGCCUUCCGCAUCCUUGGAGGCGUCGUCUCAUCGCGACUCCAGGCAGCGGCGCAAGAGGUCAUCGCUAGCACGCAGACAGGCUUCAUUCUUGGGCGUCAUUCAGCCUCGAAUGUUGUGACACUUUACCUGCUGCACUACGCUGUCGCCUCUGGAAGACAUGUCGAUCCGAUCUGGAUCCUCAAUCUUGACCAGCAAAAGGCGUAUAAUCGAGUUCGCCGCGAAUGGCUCCUGGACUGCCUCUUGGCAUAUGGUUUUGGUUCUCGUUUCAUCACCUACAUUCGAGAGAACUACCGCCACCCCACAGUCUGUCAGUCAGCGGAAGGACAUUUCACUCCACCGAUUCCUUUGCAGUGCGGCAUCCUUCAAGGCGAUCCUAUGUCCUGCCUGCUCUACAACUUCAUGCUGCAGCCAAUGCUCGACUAUGCACAGCACCGACACCAUGCUGGCACGUUGCUAGACUGGGACCCAGACCACCAAAUGUUUGUGUCUUCCCUAGCCUUUGCGGACGACAUCCUCCUAGUUGUCAACAACAAGCGCGACCUGGCCAAGUUCAUGGAUGCUCUCGACCUAUAUGAGAUGGCCAGUAAUGCGAAGGUGAACGAAGAGAAGUCGCAAGCUUUCUUUUUCGUGCGGGGAGCGAACGAUGGUAACGAUCUUCAGCCUCAAGACAUUCCGUAUCCGUUCCUGGGGGAUCCACAAGCCGAGGUGGUCCACCUUGGCUACCCCUUCCGAUUGGAUGGAGGCAUCCCGCAGAACACGAUCGAUCAGCGUCUCAACUCAAUCCAGGCGAAAGUCAACAUCCUCGCGUCCACAAAAACGACGCUGCUUGCACGGGCUCGAAUUGUCAACUCAUUCCUGCUGUCCAAGCUAUGGCACUCGAUUCGCUUAUGUCCUGUUGCACACACCUUGCAACGGCGAAUCAACUCCAUCAUCAACCCUUUCUUGUUCCUCAGCCGCCGCAACUGGAUUCUACACAAGUAUGUUGUCGCCCCAAGACACCUCGGAGGCCUUGGCGUGAUCGAUACGACGCACAUGUUCAUUGCGUUGAUCGGCCAAAUAGCCGCCAACCUCUUGCAGUCGACAGAGCCUCUUGGCCAUCAGUUCCGUGCAGCCCUUCAGCAGCGUCUCUGGACCGAGUACAAAGCCAUACCAGCGCACUUCCUUCUUCGGCGUGGUUUGCCUUGGUUGGCAAUGAACAAUGUCCUUCUGGCACAGCGAUCUUUCCUGAACAGGGUCGUCUAUGCUUUGGCCCAGCUCCGCCUCUCGAUUCUGCCCGAUUGGGACAAUGUCUCUGUCAAAGAGAUAUUAUCCCUGCCUUUCCACAGCGACCUCUUCGGCUACACCUGGCCCGAGAUUCACGAGACCAACACCCAACACUGGGAACGACACGGCCUCCGAGUCUGGGGCGAUGUGCUCUGGUACAAUCACAACGAGAAGGGUAAGGAAAUGCAUCCGUACUCCUGCGCAGAUUCCUACCCACUUGUACCGCCCUCCCCGUCGGGGGUGAAAAGCAACUACGUGCCGUCAAGAGGCCAUCCAGAUACGUACGAGCUCUUCAGCGGUGCUGCGGGUCGAUUGGUCAAGAAACAUUGGAUCGAUAUGUGGCGGGUUCUGCAUCCCACGGUCAGAAAGAAGUUAUUGGACAUAACGAAGUGGUUCAGGAAACAUCCAGACAAGUCCAAGAGCAUCAAGAACCCCAUGCCGCACGACCAGCCGUUCGACAUUGAUACGGUAGGCCUGCCCUUUCCUUGGCACAUCGCAACUCUCGCUGGAAAGCCGCUCAAAGAGUACACUGUCCGGCACGCACGCACGUUCCUUGCCCCCAGCAGCGUUAUUGUUCCUGACUGGGAUCUUGGAUCGACCGAUCAGUGGAAACAAGUCUGGCAGUGGCACACACAAGAUUCUCUCCUAACCUCGCAAGCACAAUCGGACAUCUUUCUCUUCCUGCAUCGCCGACCGUGGCUAGCUCAAAAGCCCCGCGGCGAACGGCGUUUGGCGAAUUACGAUACGCUUAACGAAGACGAAUUCGCCCCAAGACUUCGCCUUCAUCAAGAUCGUGACAACCCACAAGUGGAGGCGGAACUCGAACCAGUCAACGACUCUUACGAAACCGAGCAUGUCUUUGGCGUUGCGGCAUGCAUGCUCUGCAACGGACCGAAGGACUCUGCGAGGCAUGGAUUUAUCGAAUGCCCAGAGGUGCAAAAAGGUGUAUGGAAACAAAUCAUGGGCACGCUCAAGCGAUUUUUGGCACCUCGAGCUGUACCACUCGAUGCCGAAAGCAUAGUUCUCGGGUGGCCGACAUUGCGAAUGCCGUCAGCUGCCCGAGCACGACUUCUUCUUUGGCGUGACUUGGCGAUCCACAUACUGUCACGUCGGAGACAUGAUGCGAUCGUACUUGGCCUCAGCAAGGAUCAUCGACCUCAACUGUCCCUCGACGGUUUCUUCAGCGAACAUGCGGCACUCCUUGUCGCAACUCUGACAAACGCCUAUCAUGGCCUGUCAGAAUCGAAGCGAGCAGAAUUCCAGAAGCGUUGGUUCGAGGGUGGAACCUUCCUGCAAGUCGUCAAUGGCGCUGUGACUUUCCAGCAAAUGUCCAACACCGCCAAUUCACAGAUCGGCAGACGCUGA